Molecule: messenger RNA, 774 nt
Organism: Pelmatolapia mariae (spotted tilapia)
Lineage: Eukaryota; Metazoa; Chordata; Actinopteri; Cichliformes; Cichlidae
Exons: 8
Coding region: 1-774 (257 amino acids)
Biological process (GO): cell surface receptor signaling pathway
Cellular component (GO): plasma membrane
Molecular function (GO): transmembrane signaling receptor activity
Source: RefSeq, a predicted model, not a curated record
AUGGUGUUCAGAGCUGCCUGCAUCAAGCUGUGUGAGUAUGGUCUUACAUCCACAAUAAAACUAAGCAAUAUGAAGGUUAAAGUGAUAACUGUCAAGAUCCUGCUGGGUGCACAUGAUGAUAACGUUGACGACAGUGGAGAGUUCAUAUGUGAGACUGGAGGAGGGGAGAAAAGCAACAUUAUCAACAUCACUGUUACUGCUGGUUCUGUGAUCCUGGAGAGUCCUGCUGUUCCUGUGAUGGAGGGAGAAGCUGCGACUCUGAGCUGCAGAAACAAGACAACUUCCUCCAACUUCACAGCUGAGUUCUACAAAGAUGGAAUCCCCAUCAGGAACAGCUCCACGGGAAACAUGACCAUCGGCAGAGUUUCAAAGUCUGAUGAAGGACUUUACAAAUGCAGCAUUUCAGGUGCUGGAGAGUCACCAGUGAGCUGGCUGAAUGUCACAGGUCAGAACACAGCACUGCUCUAUCUGUCAACUAAGGUGCGUACUUCAGAUUCAACAGAGCGUCAAGCAGAGGCCAGUGCACCUACUGCAAGCAAAGCAACAUACGCUACUGUAAAUAAAAACAGGAAAAAAACAGAUGAAGAUGGAUUGUCUUCUGGACCCUGUUACUACCUCGUAGAACAGGAGUACGCUGAAGUAGAUGAAGUAAGCCAUGGUUAUGGAUACACCAGUGAGAUUGUACUUUGCAUCAAGAGAAAUCUGAGAAACUGCAGCAAAUCCAGUCCACCACCCAUGAUCCUGCUGCUCAUCAGAAGGACCAGAAGCAAAUAG